This is a messenger RNA of Rhipicephalus microplus (southern cattle tick), 939 nucleotides long. RefSeq names its product piggyBac transposable element-derived protein 3-like. The record is from RefSeq and is a predicted model, not a curated record. NCBI's taxonomy places the organism in Eukaryota, Metazoa, Arthropoda, Arachnida, Ixodida, Ixodidae.
AUGUCUCACAACCGGUUUGAUGAAAUCAUUUCUCUUUUCCACGCCGCAAACAACGACGACGAGAAGAAGAAAGGAGAGGAUGGGUAUGACCGCUUGUACAGAGUGCGCCCCGUUCUCACACGCCUAAACAGAAAUUUCUUAGCUGCCGCAGAAAUGGAGCCAUGUUUGGCGGUGGACGAAAUGAUGAUUCCUUUCAAAGGUAGGCACAGCCUGAAAGUCUACAUGCAGAAAAAACCAAGAAAAUGGGGCUACAAAGUAUGGACGUUAGCUGGUAGGUCAGGUUACGUGUACCGGUUCGAGCUGUAUGGUGACAACCUUGUCUCUGAGCUGGCGGACCUUCAUCAUGCAAUUGGCGAAAGUGGGAAGAUAGUGGUGCGUCUGACAGAAGUCUGCGAAGGAAAAGAAGUGUUCUGCGACAACUUCUUCGCGUCUUCUGAACUCCUUGCUGAAAUGAAACAGCGUGAUCUGGAAUGCACUUCAACUCUCAGAAGCGGGAGGACUGGUCGUUGUCCCCUGCAAAAUGAAAAGGAGCUCAAAACAAAUGGGCGUGGCUCAUUUGAUUUCCGCCACGAAAAAGACAGUGGAAUUGUGAUCUGUCAGUGGUAUGACAACCGAACUGUAACGAUUGGAUCAAACAAGCACAGUGUGAACCUUGUGGGGUCUUGUCGGAGGUAUGACCGAAAGAAGAAAUCCUUCGUUGAUGUCCAAAGACCCAGCCUUGUGAAAGUCUACAACCAAAGUAUGGGUGGUGUAGACAGGGCAGACCAGCUGCUUGCCUUCUACAGGAACGACCUGAAGACGAAAAAAUGGUAUAAGAGAAUCAUUUUUCACCUGCUCGACCUAGCCGUCGUAAACAGUUGGCUAUUGUAUCGUGCCACAAAGGGAUUAGUGAUGCAACUGGCUCACUUGCAAGCUGCAGAUUGCAUUGGGCUUGAUUAA